Molecule: messenger RNA, 633 nt
Organism: Lasiodiplodia theobromae
Lineage: Eukaryota; Fungi; Ascomycota; Dothideomycetes; Botryosphaeriales; Botryosphaeriaceae
Product: Secreted protein
Exons: 5
Coding region: 1-633 (210 amino acids)
Source: RefSeq, a predicted model, not a curated record
AUGAAGUUCUUCGUCGCCGUCAGCGCGCUUCUGAGCGCCGCUCCUCUGCUCACCCAGGCCCUUCCUGCCCCGGCUCCCGUGCCUACGCCGCCUGGCAUUCCGUCGCUCUCGACUGCUCAGAGCCAGCUUGCCGGCCUGACUGUUGCUGCCAAGGGCUCUUCCACUGGCUACAGCCGUGAUGAAUUCAACCAUUGGAUCACCAUCUCGGGCACCUGCAACACGCGCGAGACUGUGCUGAAGCGUGACGGAACCAACGUCGUCACCAGCAGCGCUUGCGCUGCCACCAGCGGUACCUGGUACAGCCCGUAUGACGGCGCUACUUGGACCGCCGCUUCUGAUGUCGACAUCGACCACAUGGUGCCUCUCUCGGAGGCCUGGAAGUCUGGUGCCUCUUCCUGGACUGCUGCCAGGCGCGAGGACUUCGCGAACGACCUCGACAACCCCCAGCUGUGGGCCGUCACCGACAACGUGAACCAAUCCAAGGGCGACAAGUCUCCUGACGCGUGGAAGCCUCCGCUUGCUUCGUUCUACUGCGUCUACGCCAGGUCCUGGAUCAAGGUGAAGUCUGUGUAUAGCCUGACGAUUACUUCGGCGGAGAAGAGUGCCUUGCAGGACAUGUUGGACACUUGCUAA